This is a messenger RNA of Hibiscus syriacus, 1297 nucleotides long. RefSeq lists its product as uncharacterized. Gene Ontology annotation, molecular function: S-adenosylmethionine-dependent methyltransferase activity. The coding region runs from base 214 to 1242 and encodes 342 amino acids. Lineage: Eukaryota; Viridiplantae; Streptophyta; Magnoliopsida; Malvales; Malvaceae. The transcript has 8 exons. The record is from RefSeq and is a predicted model, not a curated record.
GAGUCAUAAAUUAGUUUUUCUCCCAUGGAGAUUUUCCACUUAUAUUUUAGUAGCGGAGCCAUGGUUGCUGACGUUUCUGCCGCUAAUUCCACAGGAAAGAUAAAAACAAACCGACGAACAUAUCUGCAUUGUAUAAUACCCAAAGCGCCAAACUUUGCAUAAACCACAUUUCAGCGAUUCGGUGAGUCAAUCUCUCCAUUUCCCAUCCCUUUAAUGGCGAUUGCUCCACCCUCUCUUCGUCCCCCUCCCAAAUUUCUGUUCCCGAAAUGCUCUUAUUUUUCUCAUGAGUUGCCGUUUCGUCCUUCUCCUUCUCUCUAUUUCUCUUCUCAACCCUUCCGCUUCACUGUUCGGGCGAACUCAGCAGUCGCUGUGGAGCCGGAUUUAAGAACUCAGCAAAAUCAAACAGUGGAAACGGAGUUGGUUUCUUGCCCUGUAUGCUAUGAGCCACUGAUAAGAAAAGGCCCUCCGGGUUUAAACUUGGAUGCCAUCUACCGGUCUGGAUUCAAGUGUAAAAAAUGCAACAAAUCAUACUCGAGUAAAGAUGUAUAUCUGGACUUGACUGUCACUGCUGGAUUGAGAAGCUACACUGAAGUCAAACCAGUUCGCACCGAGCUAUUCUGGAGUCCUUUGGUAUCGUUUCUCUAUGAAAGAGGCUGGCGUCAAAAUUUUAAUCGAAGUGGCUUUCCGGGGGCUGAUGAAGAGUUCAGAAUGGCUCAGGAGUACUUUAAACCUGCAGAAGGUGGCACUUUAGUGGAUGUUAGCUGUGGAAGUGGUUUGUUUUCCCGGAAAUUUUCCAAAUCAGGGACAUAUUCUAGUGUUAUUGCACUUGAUUUUUCUGAAAACAUGCUCCGGCAAUGUAAUGGUUUCAUUAAGCAAGAUGCGUCUAUUUCAGCUAGUAAUAUUGCUCUUGUCAGGGCUGAUGUUUCCAGGCUUCCGUUCUCAUCCAGUUCUAUUGACGCUGUACAUGCUGGUGCUGCCUUGCAUUGCUGGCCAUCUCCUUCCAAUGCCUUUGCUGAAAUUAGUUGUAUAUUGAGAAGUGGCGGAGUCUUUGUUGGGAGCACUUUUCUUCGUUAUACUUCUUCUACUCCCUGGAUAAUACGACCUUUCAGAGAGAGGGUUAUGCAAAGUUAUAACUUCCUCACAGAGGAGGAGAUGGAGGAAUUAUGCACAAAUUCUGGUCUUACCAACUAUUCAAAGAAGGUUCAGCAAUCUUUCAUUAUGUUUUCUGCUCGGAAGCCUUGAAGUUGGAUUUGGAUCAUUUGAAGCGUUUUGUUUAUGCAGCAUUUAUUAUGAUGAU